AAAUUACCAUACUGCCCUUCCCAGAAGCGGGCCGCACAGCUCGAUAACCAUUUCACCUUUCUGACCAUGAUACAAACCUCAAAACCCUAAACUAGUCACAGUCCACUCCGACUGUCACUGAGCUCCAACAAUGGCGACGCAAAUGGCGAUCCUCGCACGCACGCGAACGCUGGCCAAAACCCUAAACCCGAACCCGGGAUUCAAGACCAUCACAACCUUCUCAUUUCUCUCGCAGGAGCUCCAACUCGCCGAGCCAACUCAUCCCAUCCCCUCGACCCCUCUCCCUCCGAACCCAGCCUCCGGAAGCCCGUUGUACAACGAGAACUGGCGAAACCCGAUCCCCAACUCGUCCAUGACUCCGUCUCUGCUCCCCAUAGGGUUCCUCAACCAAUCCCCUAGCUCUCGCAUCCAUGCCCUCUCGCAAACCCUAGACGUGCAGAGCCUAAUGAAUGUGUUCGCAGAUUGGAUGACCUCGCAGAGAUGGGCAGACAUGAAGCAGCUGUUCGAGUUUUGGAUUCGGUCUCUGGACAAGAACGGAAAGCCCAAUAAGCCCGAUGUGAACUUGUAUAACCAUUACUUGAGGGCCAAUUUGAUGACCGGAGCCUCACCUGGGCACAUGCUUGAUCUGGUCGGGCAUAUGGAGGACUAUGGCAUCACGCCCAACACGGCGUCGUUUAAUCUCGUCCUCAAGUCCAUGCACCAGGCCAGAGAGACCGAUGCAGCUGAGAAAUUGCUCGAAAGGAUGUUGCAGACAGGGAACGAAUCUCCGCCUGAUGAUGAGUCAUAUGACUUGGUUGUCGGCAUGCUGUUUCAAACGGACCGAAUUGAUGCGGCCUUGAAAUAUAUAGAUUUGACUUUAAAAUCUGGUUAUAUGUUGUCAAUGGCGGUGUUUAGAGAUUGUGUACAAGGCUGUGCCGAUAAGGGAAAGCUAGAUAUCUUGGUUUCAAUAAUUGACAAGUGCAAGUCAAUGGAUCAGAACAAAGCUCUUUGUCCGCCCUGGAAUAUGUGCAACUAUAUUGCAGAAGUUGCUCUGCAAGUUGAUAACAACAAGUUAGCAUUUCAUGCCCUGGAGUUUAUGGCCAAAUGGAUUGCCAGAGGUGAGCAAGCAAGACCUGCUGUUUUUCUUUCUGUAGAUGAAGGAUUGCUUGUGUCGGCACUCGCAACUGCCGCUAGGACGCACAGUACUACUCUACUGGAUGCAUCAUGGGCAAUCUUAAGGCGCUCAUUGCGCCAAAAGAAGGCCCCUAAUCCAGAAUCUUACCGUGGGAAAAUUUGUGCCCUUGCAUCGCUAGGGAGUCUACAAAGAGCUUUUAGUACUCUUCAUGAAUAUGAGUCUGCUUAUGGCAAUUCUGAUAAAGAAGAGGAACUGUUCUCUCCAUUUACCUCUUUACAUCCCUUGGUUGUGGCAUGCUCCAAGGGAGGUUUUGAAACUUUGGACUCAGUGUAUUAUCAACUAGAGAAUUUAAGCCGUGCAGACCCUCCUUACAAGUCUGUUGCUGCUUUGAAUUGCAUCAUAUUAGGUUGCGCAAAUAUCUGGCACAUCGAGCGAGCUUACCAAACUUUUGACGCAAUUAGUUCCAGCUUUGAAUUGACCCCUGAUAUUCAUUCUUACAAUGCUCUCAUGUAUGCUUUUGGAAAGUUCAAGCAGACUGUAGAAGCUUCAAACGUAUUUGGGCACUUGGUAAGUCUGGGCAUCAAACCCAACGCGAAGUCAUAUUCGUUACUUGUAGAUGCUCAUCUCGUCAACAAAGAUCCAAAAUCUGCUCUCUCUGUGAUUGAUGACAUGGUUAAUGCUGGAUUUGAACCAUCAAGAGAAACAUUGAAAAAGGUCAGAAGGAGAUGUAUGCGAGAGAUGGAUUAUGAGAGUGAUGAUCGUGUAGAUUCCUUGGCUAAAAGGUUCAGAAUUCAAUUGGGUUCAGAGACUCGCAGGAACAUUCUGUUUAAUCUCAAUUACAGCACUGGAUAUGCCUAAUAGAUAUGGGUUGGCUUCAUUCUGGUUUGGAAAUCUGAUUGCGAAAGUGAUUCACUUCGUACUCAUAUGUUCGUUCCUAUGUAACUUUCAUCCGCAUUGUAUAUUACCUGAUUGUGCUCCAUCAAGGCUUGGCAGGAUGAAUGCUAGGAUAAUAGCCUCCUAGAUCCUAAUUUUUUAAAAUAUUUUUUCUUUCUUAUGUAUUUCUUUUGCUUUUUGAGGGAAAAUGAAAGAGUAGGUUGUUAGACGGGAAAGGAAACCUCAAGUGUUGCCAAUAAUUGUAGGAAAAUGUUUUUUGCUCAA
Molecule: messenger RNA, 2272 nt
Organism: Prunus mume (Japanese apricot)
Lineage: Eukaryota; Viridiplantae; Streptophyta; Magnoliopsida; Rosales; Rosaceae
Product: Tetratricopeptide repeat (TPR)-like superfamily protein
Molecular function (GO): protein binding
Source: RefSeq, a predicted model, not a curated record